AUGGCUUCCAACAGUACCUACGCUCUCUCCGAGACGCAUCGCGAGAUGCUGGAAAACUCUCUGGUCGCGACGGACCCCGAGGUCGCGGAGAUCAUGAAGAAGGAGAUCCAGCGCCAGCGGGAGUCCAUCAUCCUGAUUGCGUCCGAGAACGUCACCUCGCGUGCCGUGUUCGAUGCUCUUGGAUCGCCCAUGUCCAACAAGUACUCGGAGGGCUACCCUGGCGCUCGCUACUACGGCGGCAACCAGCACAUCGACGAGGUGGAGUUGCUGUGCCAGAAGCGUGCGCUGACGGCCUUCCACCUGGACUCUGAGCGCUGGGGUGUCAACGUGCAGUGCCUGAGCGGCAGCCCGGCCAACCUGCAGGUGUACCAGGCCAUCAUGCCGCCUCAUGGCCGGCUGAUGGGCCUGGAUCUGCCCCACGGCGGCCAUCUGAGCCACGGCUACCAGACGCCGCAGAAGAAGAUCUCGGCCGUGUCGACCUACUUCGAGACCAUGCCGUACCGGGUCGACCUGGAGACGGGCAUCAUCGACUACGACACGCUGGAGAAGAACGCACAGUUGUUCCGGCCCAAGGUACUCGUGGCCGGCACGUCGGCGUACUGCCGCCUGAUCGACUACGCGCGCAUGCGCAAGAUUGCCGACUCGGUGGGCGCAUACCUAGUGGUGGACAUGGCGCACAUCUCGGGUCUAAUCGCGGCGGGCGUGAUCCCGUCGCCAUUUGCGUACGCGGACAUUGUGACGACGACGACACACAAGUCGCUGCGCGGACCGCGUGGCGCGAUGAUCUUCUUCCGCAAGGGUGUGCGGUCGCGGGAUGCCAAGACGGGCAAGGAGACGCUGUACGACCUGGAGAACCCGAUCAACUUCUCGGUCUUCCCCGGCCACCAGGGCGGCCCGCACAACCACACGAUCACGGCGCUGGCAGUGGCGCUCAAGCAGGCGGCGUCGCCGGAGUUCAAGGCGUACCAGCAGCAGGUGGUGGACAAUGCCAAGGCGCUGGAGGAGACGUUUAAGCAGCUCGGCUACACGAUGGUGUCGGGCGGCACGGACUCGCACAUGGUGCUGGUGGACCUGCGGCCGAUCCCGCUGGAUGGCGCGCGCGUCGAGGCGGUGCUGGAGCAGAUCAACAUUGCGUGCAACAAGAACAGUGUGCCGGGUGACCGCAGCGCGUUGACGCCGGGUGGCAUCCGUAUUGGCACGCCGGCGAUGACGAGCCGUGGCUUCGGCAAGGCCGACUUUGAGCGCGUGGCCGGGUACAUUGACGCGGCCGUCAAGAUUUGCCUGGAGGUGCAGAAGUCGUUGCCCAAGGAGGCCAACAAGCUCAAGGACUUCAAGGCCAAGGUGGCCAGCGGCGAGGUCGAGACGAUCAACACGUUGAAGAAGGAGAUUGCGGCCUGGUCUAGCGGCUUCCCGCUGCCGGUCGAGGGCUGGCGGACGGAUGCCGGCCUGUGA
Grosmannia clavigera kw1407 is the source of this 1452-nucleotide messenger RNA. RefSeq names its product serine hydroxymethyltransferase. Gene Ontology annotation, molecular function: pyridoxal phosphate binding; cobalt ion binding; serine binding. NCBI's taxonomy places the organism in Eukaryota, Fungi, Ascomycota, Sordariomycetes, Ophiostomatales, Ophiostomataceae. Gene Ontology annotation, cellular component: cytoplasm. The transcript is spliced from 4 exons. The record is from RefSeq and is a predicted model, not a curated record. The coding region runs from base 1 to 1452 and encodes 483 amino acids. Gene Ontology annotation, biological process: folic acid metabolic process; L-serine catabolic process; tetrahydrofolate interconversion.